CUCAGCUCAUAACUGGAGAGUAGGCCACAGGAGACCCGCUCAGCGGCCGCUUCUGAAUGCCCAGGCCAGCGAUGCUGCUGCUGUUGGUGUCAGUGGUCGCAGCGUUGGCGCUCGCGGCACCGGCCCCAGGAACACUGAAGAAAAGGCUGCCAGUAGCCCAGGCACCCAACGUGGUGCUGGUCGCCAGUGACUCCUUCGAUGGAAGACUAACGUUUCAACCAGGAAGUCAGGUAGUAAAACUUCCCUUCAUUAACUUCAUGAGAGCACAUGGCACCACCUUCUUAAAUGCCUACACUAACUCUCCCAUCUGCUGUCCGUCGCGUGCAGCAAUGUGGAGUGGCCUCUUCACUCACUUAACAGAAUCUUGGAAUAAUUUUAAGGGUCUGGAUCCAAAUUAUACAACAUGGAUGGACGUCAUGGAGAUGCAUGGCUAUCAGACACAGACAUUUGGAAAACUAGACUAUACUUCAGGACAUCAUUCCAUUAGUAACCGUGUAGAAGCAUGGACAAGAGAAGUUGAGUUCUUGCUCCGACAAGAAGGCAGGCCCAUGGUUAAUCUUAUCCCUGAUAAGUACAGAAGGAGAGUGAUGGGCAAGGACUGGCAGAGCACAGACAAAGCAAUCGACUGGCUAAAGCAGGUUAACAACACCAAACCAUUUGUCCUUUACUUGGGAUUGAAUUUGCCACACCCUUACCCUUCACCAUCUUCAGGAGAAAAUUUUGGUGCUUCUACAUUUCACACUUCUCUUUACUGGCUGGAAAAGGUAGCUUAUGAUGCAAUCAAAAUCCCAAAGUGGUUGGCUUUGUCACAAAUGCACCCUGUGGAUUAUUAUUCCUCCUAUGCAAAAAACUGCACUGGAAAGUUUACUGAAAAUGAAAUUAAGAACAUUAGAGCAUUUUAUUAUGCUAUGUGUGCUGAGACAGAUGCCAUGCUAGGUAAGAUUAUUUUGGCUCUUCGAAAGUUAGAUCUUCUUCAGAAAACUAUUGUUAUAUAUACUUCAGACCAUGGAGAGAUGGCUAUGGAACACCGCCAGUUCUAUAAAAUGAGUAUGUAUGAAGCUAGUGCCCAUGUUCCUUUUUUGAUGAUGGGACCAGGAAUUAAGGCCAACCUACAAGUACCAACUGUUGUUUCUCUUGUGGAUAUUUACCCUACUAUGCUUGACAUUGCUGGGAUUGCUCUGCCUCGAAACGUGAGUGGAUACUCAUUGUUGACACUGUCAUCAAAUACAUCUGCAAAUGAACAGGCAUUCAAAGUCCACCAUCCACCUUGGAUUCUGAGUGAAUUCCACGGAUGCAAUGCAAAUGCUUCCACCUACAUGCUACGGACUGGCCAUUGGAAGUACAUAGCCUACUCUGAUGGUGCCUCGGUGCAGCCUCAGCUCUUCGAUCUUUCCUUGGAUCCAGAUGAGCUAACAAACAUUGCUACAGAAUUUCCAGAAAUUACUUAUUCUUUGGACCAGAAGCUUCGUUCUAUUAUAAACUACCCUAAAGUGUCUGCUUCUGUCCAUCGAUAUAAUAAAGAGCAGUUUACCAUGUGGAAACAAAGCAUAGGGCAAAAUUACUCAAAUGUUAUAGCACACCUUAGGUGGCAUCAAGACUGGCAAAAAGAUCCAAGGAAGCAUGAAAAUGCGAUCCGACGGUGGCUCGCAGCCCACAGCAGUCCACCAGUGGCUCGCAGCCCACAGCAGUCCACCAGUGGCUCGCAGCCCACUCUUCUCCAGGAACAGUAAACAAUAGUAAAACUUUCUAAAGCUAUAUAUGAAUGUGUUGGUAAGUAUUAAACUGAAAGUCUUAGCAAUUGCCAAUUUACUUACUUUCAAAAUAUUUACUAUAUCUUAAGUGCCAAUGACCACAGAACGCAUAUUUUCAAAACUAGUUAUAGUAAGUCCUUAUUGUUGCAGACCUCUGACAGUUUAACAUCAGAAGUUAGAAGCAAGCAUUCUCGUUGUUUCCCUGGAUAAUACAGAAUAUGAAAUAUUUUAAAAACCAUCAGUUAUUAUUUAUAAAGCAUGAUGUUUCAUGACUUACUAGGUUUUUGAUGAAAUUCUUUGGAUGUAUUUGAUGUGUUAGAACUAUUUAAUGGGACAUAGAUUCUGGAUAUAGUUGAUUUUAUUUUGUUGUUGUUGUUGUUUAGAAAAAGAAAAGAGAAUAUGAAGCUCCCUUCCUUUCUUGGUCAGCUCCCUCCAAAGGGCAACCACAAUCACCUUGCUUGUAUCCUUUUGUGGGCAAGCUAUACAUUAGCCACCAACCAAAUGAACAUAUUCUUUACAUAUACAUGCAGGCAUACACACAAUUGAUAAUGUGCUAUAUAGUGUUUCUUCUGGCAUAUUGUGUUCUGGCUGUUAUUUUCUAGUUCCAAUUAACAAUAGAUGCUGAGAAGUAAACUUGCUGAGCCAGAAUCUAUAAAAGUUUCUGUAGAUUUUCCCAAGUUGCUUCUAGCAGUUGGCAUUCCCACCAAAUAUUUUAUUUUUAUUUAUUGUGAGUACUGACAUUUUUUCAUAGAUCUAAUAACCACUAGAAUUUGCAUCAGAAUGACUUUCCCUGUGUCUGUUGACCAUUUUCUCUAUAGGUUGUUAGCAUUGUUUUUCUGUUACACGCAUGCUUUUAGAUAUUAGCCUUUCGAAAAGCAAAAGAGAAAAGAAGGACUAGAGACAUUGUUCUGUGGUUCAGAGCACUUGCUUCAUCAUAGGACUAAGAUCCAAUUAUUGGCACCCACACAGUGGCUCACAAUUUGCCUAUAACCCUAAUUCAGGGGAGCCAAUGCUAUUUUCUGGCCUCCAACUGAGCCUGGCAAACAUGUAGUGCACAGACUAAAUUAAGGCAAGACACUCAUUCACAUAAAAUUUUAAAAAUAGUGAACAAAUCUUUUUUUAAAUACUGGAAAUAAUAUUUUUCUAGUUUGUCUUUUGAUAUUGACCUGGAGGAAAUUUGUAUUUUCUUAUAACAUAUUGAUAAAUCUUUGUACAAAAUAAAUGUUAUGAUUUCUUAAAUUAAAAUAUUCUUUAAAAUGUUUUAAAUCUUUAUUUUGUGGCUUUAAGAAUUUGUGUCCUGUUUAGAAUGCUCUUCUCUCUGAUGUUCAUAAAGUUUUGUUUAUAAGUUUUAGCCCUUAGAUCCAUGUAGAAUAUUUUACAUAUUAAAGAUCUAACUUUAGUUUACA
Messenger RNA from Grammomys surdaster, 3157 nucleotides. RefSeq names its product arylsulfatase family member K (gene Arsk). The record is from RefSeq and is a predicted model, not a curated record. Lineage: Eukaryota; Metazoa; Chordata; Mammalia; Rodentia; Muridae.